GCUGGGCGGCAGGUUUUCGGCGGCAGGUUUGAGUUGUUGUAGCUGCGGUCAGGGCCCCUACUGUCCAGUGAAGAGGCUGUGCUGCUUGAUUUAAACAGUCUGAAACUAUUGCUGUGAUUGAUCUUCCAUUUUCUGGCCUGAAAAACAUUCAGGGAAAGAGGAAGAGAUGGCAGAUUCUUGGGGCUCAGUGGCUUAUGAAGAUGUAGCCGUGAUAUUCACUCAAGAGGAGUGGCCACUAUUGAAUCCUUCAGAGAAGAAACUCUACAGAGAUGUCAUGUGUGAAAACUUGAGGAACUUUCUUUCCAUAGAAAAAAUACAAGAACUUUCCACCAAAGAGCAGCAUUACUUGCACAGGAGUCAACAAAGGUGAGAGUUAAACUUACAAUAAUAUGUGAUGUACCACCCAGAAAGCUAUUGUGUUUUCAAAUAUUUUGUCUCUGUGUUAUUUACCUAGUUCUGGUGCCUGCAUAAUUUCCCUGUAAUAGGCCGCGUUCUCGAACCCAGAUUCUUAAGACUUGUCCUUGUUCUUUUUGGAACAUAUGGUUAACCUGCUAUGCUACCACUUGACUGCCACAAACAGAUUAAUUUUUAUAUAAUCUCAUCAAAGAUACUUCAUGACUAGGUUAUAGAACAUUUGGACAAGUGACUCAAAUACAAUGUAUGUGACAUACAUGACUGAAGUUCCCAUCUGACUCACUGGCAACAAAACGACCAUAAUGAUGUUCUACAUUAUCUGUCUAUUCUUCAUGUCAUAGGAAAAUCUUUCUCACAUGUAACAAGGAAAUGGAAGUCUUAAAAAGGGGUCAAAGAUGCUUAGUAUUUUAUAAAAUAGUACACUUGGAAACAGUACGAGUAUCUAUAAUGUAUGAAUACCUAUAUUUUUAUGAUACGUAGAUGUAGUCCUAGAAAAGAUCAAUAUUUUCAGUGAAAAAUUUCAACACAAUGCCAUACCUGGCUGUUAACAAAUAGUGGUUCAAUUAAUAUAUACAAAAUGCCUGUAAAGAUAUCAUUAGUUGUGGCAUAAUAUACUUAAAUGAAAGUAUGUAGUUUUUACCAGUUUUUAUCUUAUUUAUUUAUUGGAUAGAGACAGCCAGAAAUCUAAAGGAAGGGAGUGAGAAAGAGGACCUGCAGUCCUUCUUCAGCACUUGCAAAGUUUUCCCCCUGCAGGUGGGUACUGGGGCUCAACCCAGGUCUUGCUCAUUGUAGCAUGUGUGCUGAGUCAGCUACACCACUGCCCAUCCCCCUCCUUUUUUAGUGUUUAUUGAAAUAGUCCCUUUUGUUGCUCUUGUUUUAUUGUUGUUGCUGUCAUUGAUUCUGGACAGGAGAGAAAAUUGGAGAGAAGGGGAGAGAAAGAUAGACACCUAAACACCUGCUUUACCACCUGUGAAGUGACUCCCCUGCAGGUGGGAAGCCAUGGGAUCAAACUGGAAUUCCUCAAACUCUCUUUACCUUUCACACCAUGUGUGUUUAGAAUGCUGUGCUACAUCCUGACUCCCAAUUCAGCCCUUUUUAACCAAUUUUUUAACUUUACUUUUAAUACGAGAGUUUUAAAAAAUUAUUUUUAUUGGAUAGAGACAUAAUGAGAAAACGGGGAGAUAGGGAGGAAGAGAGACACCUUCUGAUGAGCGUCACUACCUGUGAAGUGACUCCCCAGCAGGUGGAGACCCGGGGACUUGAACUGGGAUCCUAACUGGUUCUAGCUAUUUGCACUGCACCUGCUAAAGCCACUGUGGUACCACCCAACUCCCUGAAGAUCUUUUUCUAAUUUUGAAUAUUUGUGAUUUUUUUCAUUAUAUGGUUCUAGUAAAAUCUAUUGUUAAUAUCUGAUGUUAUAUAAAAUUAUGUUCUGCAUCCUGUUAAUAGAAUCAGUUAUAUUCAUUGAAAUGUCAUUAAUUAAUUGUUCAUUAUUUUACAGUAAUACAGCCGUGAAAGUCUCUGAGGGCACAAAAAGUCAGAGUGGUAGAAAAUCUCAAGAAUGUGAAGUAUACAACAAAUUACUCACUGGUUCUAUUCAUCUUCAAAAAUAUGAAAGAAUUCACAGUGGAAAGAAACCCUCUGGAUGUAAACAGUGUAGUAAAACAUUCAGUUGUCCCAGUUAUCUUCGGGUACAUGAAAGAACUCACACUGGAGAGAAACCCUAUGAAUGUAAACAAUGUAGAAAAACAUUCAGUUGUUCCAGUAGUCUUAAGCUACAUGAAAGAACUCACAGUGGAGAGAAACCCUAUGAAUGUAAACAAUGUAGUAAAACAUUCCAUUGUUCCAGUAAACUUAAGAUACAUGAAAGAACUCACAGUGGAGAGAAACCCUAUGAAUGUAAACAAUGUAGUAAAACAUUCAGUUCUUCCAGUAAUGUUAAGCUACAUGAAAGAACUCACAGUGGAGAGAAACCCUAUGAAUGUAAACAAUGUUGUAAAACAUUCAGUUAUUCCAGUAGUCUAAAGAAACAUGAAAGAAGUCACAGUGGAGAGAAACCCUAUGAAUGUAAGCAAUGUAGUAAAACAUUCAGUUGUUCCAGUAUACUUAAGAAUCAUGAAAGAACUCACAGUGGAGAGAAACCCUAUGAAUGUACACAAUGUAGUAAAACAUUCAGUUGUUCCAGUAUACUUAAAAACCAUGAAAGAACUCACAGUGGAGAGAAACCCUAUGAAUGUACACAAUGUAGUAAAACAUUCAGUUGUUCCAGUAGUCUUCAGAAACAUGAAAGAACUCACAGUGGAGAGAAACCCUAUGAAUGUAAACAAUGUACUAAAACAUUCAGUUGUUCCAGUAGUCUUCACUCACAUGAAAGAACUCACAGUGGAGAGAAACCCUAUGAAUGUAAACAAUGUAGUAAAACAUUCAGUUUUUCCAGUAGUCUUAAGCUACAUGAAAGAAUUCACACUGGAGAGAAACCCUAUGAAUGUAAACAAUGUAGUAGAGCAUUCAGUUGUUCCAGUAGUCUUCGCUCACAUGAAAGAACUCACAGUGGAGAGAAACCCUAUGAAUGUAAACAAUGUUGUAAAACAUUCAGCUGUUCCAGUAGUCUUAAGAAACAUGAAAGAACUCACAGUGGAGAGAAACCCUAUGAAUGUAAACAAUGUAGUAAAACAUUCCGUUCUUCCAUCUUUGCUCACAUGAAAGAAUUAACACAGGAGGGAAACCCUUUAAAUGUAAACAAUGUAGUAAAACAUUUCGACAAUCCUGUAUUCUAUGGCAACAUGAAUGAACUCACAGUGGAGAGAAACCAUAUAAAUGUAAAGUAAAACAUACAGUCAAUACACAACUCUUUGGACACAUGAAAGAAUUCACAGUGGAGAGAAACGUUAUGAUUGUAACCUAUGUAGUAGACAUUCAGGCAAUGUGUAAAUCUUCGGACACAUGAAAACUCAGUGCAGAGAAACCUUAUGAAUGUAAACAAAGCAUUCCUGGGAUGUAGUUCUUGUUAGUUACAUGAUAGAACUCACAGUGGAAAGAAACCUUGAAUGUGAACAAUGUAGUCAAACAUUUAAGCCAGUUUUCUUUGGAUACAUGAAUGAUCUCACAGUAGAGAGAAACUUAGUGAAAAUAAACAGUGAAAAACUGGGAACUUAGAUAUCAACAAUGCUUAGAUGUAUUCAAAUCGAUAACAGUUUUUGCACAUAUAAAAUGACUGUCAUUAGGAAAACAAUUAUCAGUGUAGACAUUGUGGAGUGAGUUUACAGACCUAGAAAAGAACUUGUCCUGGAGUGACAAGUGAAUGUAAAACAGUGGAAUAAUAGUGGAUGCUACAAUAUGUGUAUAUAAAUAUUAAAUAAAUAAUUGAAAUUGAUAAA
Messenger RNA from Erinaceus europaeus (western European hedgehog), 3791 nucleotides. Its product is annotated as zinc finger protein 14-like. The coding region runs from base 1827 to 3242 and encodes 471 amino acids. The transcript is spliced from 5 exons. The record is from RefSeq and is a predicted model, not a curated record. Lineage: Eukaryota; Metazoa; Chordata; Mammalia; Eulipotyphla; Erinaceidae. Gene Ontology annotation, biological process: regulation of immune system process; negative regulation of transcription by RNA polymerase II; regulation of cytokine production.